GAGCUCGCGCCGCCUCCCGCUUCGCAGAACCCACGGGCCGAAGGGCGGGUGAACAGAAAUGCUUCCCAGCCGGGGAGUUGCCUGCGCUGCGUCCUCCAAGGCGCCAGGGCGGCGCGCUCCUCCUUGGCCCACUUCCGGCACAGCUGAGUCCUCGAGGGAAGGUCCUGGGAAGCGGCUUCUGGGGCAGAGCGCUCGGCUGUUUGGCGAUGGAGCCGCCGCUGGCGCCGCCGCAGGGACCGGUCCGAGUCUCGGCUGCCUCUUCUCCCGCGCUGGCCGCGGGGCAGCCCAGGGUUUUGAGUAGGCCGGAGCCGCCGGGCUCGGGCUCGGGCUGGGAGCGGGUCCGGGAGCUCUUCCGGCGAGAGUAAGCCCGAGGGUUUUGUUUUGCGAGAAUGCGAGGGUCGCCCGGGAAGCGGCAGGCGCCCCCGUCUCCUUGCAGCCAGGCGGGGCGGGCGCGGGGCUGGCAGUGGACGCGAAGGCAAAAGCUCUAGCCCACUCGCGUGCCGAGUUGUGUUGUCUCGAGCGUCACGCGGGCACUUUCAGCCUCUGUUGAUAAUGUGGCUUCAUUUAACGCUGGCGUUGCAUGGUGGGGGGUUCGGGAUUUCUGAAACGUGAAGGGGGCUUUUUAUGUCCUGAAGAGUUGAGUUCUCAUCGAAGCAUUUUCUCCCGCAGCGAGCUAAAUCGGUAUCCUGAAGAAACGGUCAAUAUCAUCAAAGCAACGUUUUGCGGGGGCAUUGUCGGCAUGGUCUAUGGCGGGGUACCCGGUUUUAUAAACGCCAAGAGACGGUACAUUGAGCAGAGCCAAGGAGAGGUUUUCCACAAUCGCUUGGAUGCUGCGGUACGGACAGAUUCCUGUCUUGGUAGAGCACACAUCAAAUCAGUCUUCUCAAGAAUGCCGUUACACACAUCUCCUUAAGUGAGCACACUAGGAGUGCUAUGGACACUUGCCACUUUCACUUCAAAAAGGUGGUUGUAGAGCUUGGGAAGGGCAACCAAAACUAUCAAGAAGCUGGGGCAACUCACCUGAGAGAAAUGUUAUGAUGUUAUGGGCUUUUUAGUUUAGAGAAAGUGCAGGGCGUGAUAAAGGUGUGUACUUGGUAUGGAAAAACUGAUUACAGUAGAUACAAUUUUUUCCCUUUUCAUAUAAUGCUAGAACCUGUGAUCAUCUGAUCAAGCUGAAUGCUGGAAUAUUUAGGGCAAAAGGAAGUGCUCCUUCACACACCACAUAGUUGUGUUUUUUUAAUAUUUUAUUAAGGAUUUUCUUGUUUUACAGAAGUAAGUGUAAUGCCUCGUAUUAUUUUUCCCCCCCAUGUAACAUUUUUACAAAUCCGUUUCAUUUGUUGAGGCAUUAGGGGGAGAAGAAAAAAAGGAAAAAAGAACGGGGGGGUGGAGAGAGGGAAGAUGGAUGGGGGUGGGGUCGGGUGGCGGUGUUUCUAUUAUGUUUAAUGUAUAUAGAGUUUGGUGUCAGCGUUGCUUGUGUUGUUCACUUGUGUUCCUUUCAAUAUGGCUAACACACACCACAUAGUUAAGGAUGGGAUUUUCUGCCAUAAGAUGUAGUAGUAGCUGCCAGGUUAUGUGGCUUUACAAGGGGAUUAUUCAUCAAUAAUAAAGCUGUCGAUGGCUACUAGUCAUGGCUGCAUACUGCCUCCAGUGAGUUGGUGUACCUGUGAAUAGCAGGAACAUACUGUGGAACAUGUGGGAAUGUGCCCUUGUGCUUAUGUUCUGCCUGCGGGCUUUCCAUAAAGAUUGGGUUGGCCACUGUGACAACAAGAAACUGGACUUCAUGGGGCUAGAAUGAGGAUCACAGCCAGCAUUUCCAUAUUGCCUGGGUUAUAGUCUGGAUAAUAUCACUGAAGGCAACUAAAAUGUUUAGUUCUGAGAUGAGCACUAAAAAAUCCAGAAAUAAAAAAGCAGGUUAUGUGCAUGUACAAAUGAGCUGAGUGGUCCAUAGUUUUGUCAACAGUAAAGCCUGCUGAAUUGUUUCUGGUGCAAGGGUCUAGUCCAGAAUCCAGACUAUAAAGGCGCAGGUGGGGAUGUGCAUGCAGAAGCAAAAUAAAUAACUAAAUUGUGUGAAAUGGAAGAUACUGGACUUCUUUGAUUCUUUCUGCUUCUAAACAAAUAUUUUAGCCCCUAUAUAAGAUACCUUACUAGUAGGCCUCCUUUUCUCAUUAACCUCAGGAAUGGUACAUAUAAAAUGUCAUUUGGGGUGUAAUAAAAAUUGGUAGUGUGGCCUGACAAUGUCUUUAAACUUUUGUAACUUUCUUGAUAGCGAACUGCACAUCGUGCAGCAAGCAGGGGCUUCAUCCGUUACGGUUGGCGUUGGGGCUGGAGAGUUGCUGCCUUUGUGGCAAUAUUCAAGUGAGUAUGCUUAUUCUUGGUUGGAUGAGGCAGUUUAUGCACAAAAACUGUUCUAAAAUGUUACCAUUGUCAUAUCUGUGAGCAGUUAAGUUGCAAGAUGAGACAGUUUAAAUAGAACCUCUCCUUGUGUCCUUUCCUUCUGACCAUCAUCACCAUCAGAUGGUGUAGAGUCUUGUAAAAACAGCUUAUCUACCCCCAGCCAAUCAUUGGGACUUGCAUAAGGCAAACCAACCAUUUCUGUUCUAUCAAAAAAAGCUAUGUUGGCAUAUUGAGAGCUGUGGUUGCUUCUCCUCAGAAGGUCUAUAGUCAUUCCGUAACAUCAUAGCAGACCAGCUAAUAAGAACUCUCAGGCGACUGGUGAAAAACUGUCUAUUUUUCUAUCUGGGGUGGGGCCAGGGUCUGACUGCGGUGCUCUGGGCCUACAUUCAACCCUUAUGACCCCCCUCAGACCAUAAUCCCUCCCAAGCUUUUUCCUUGGUUGGAAUGUAUGAAUGCUUCCUGGACAGAGAAUGGGAGAGGGUAUGUAGAGAAAGCUUGCAUGUAUGGAAUGUAGCCUAUUAGUGUCCUGUUAGUCAUUGUGUAUUUUUAAGCUGUAAUGACUGUUUUAUAUAAGAUCCAGGGAUAGGCUUUAUUUUACUUAUUUUUUUAGUCUGUCAUUUAUAAUUAAAACUCCUAUUAUUUAAAACUCUUACCUCAGGUAAUUGCAAUUGUCCUUGAACUUGAAAUGGCAUACUGUACUCAGUAUCCAAAUUACAGUCUGCUUUGUACAUUAUUUUUUUCUCUAGUUUCCAUUAGUAGAAAAAAACAUGCAUGCUAUCACUUGUGAAGUAUGUGUUUCACAUUUUGCCAUAAAUAUAUGGAUUGGGAAGUGUAUAUUUUUCCUGUGUGUUGUAUGUAAACUUUGUCCUGUGUAGAAAAGGUUACAUGUGAAAUGAUUCUAAAUAUUCACCGUAUCGUCUAAAAUGGGAAGAGUUAGCAAAAUUUUUAGUCAAGAACUACAGGCCACUGUUUGGACCACCAGAAAUAAAAGUCUUUUUCUUUCAUUGGGCAGUUUUCCUUAUUAAUCCUUGUUUUUCUCACAGCACAGUGAGCACUGCUAUGUCUGCAUACCGUGAUAAAAACGCCCUCAGUCACUUUGCCGUUGCAGGAGGUGAGGCGAUGAUAUUUGAAUGUUCUGUUUUGAAUGAGGCAGAAAAGUUAAUUAGAGAAAAUUAGUUUCAGAGCUCAAGAGUCCUGCUUCUUGGUCUAUUAAUCUUCACUUUUUGACCCCGAUCAAAUUCAAAAAUACGUUUUGUUACUUAAAAUGAUUUUUUUUAAACCAGGCAGAUCUUUGGGAUUGGCAUUUCUGUCCUGCUGAUUUCAGGAAAACUCAUUUCCAAAUGUGUAUGCUUAUGAUGACAGCAUUAAUAUUGUGCAAGCUAUAGUGGUUCUUUGGUGAAAGGUUCUUAAAGGAUUAUAAUAUUAGAGGAUUAGUAAAUAAUUUAGGCUACAAUUCUAUUCCCAGUUACUUGGUAGUAACUUCCCCUCAAGGGGACUUACUUCUGAGUAGAUAUGUAAAGGAUUGUGCUGUCAGUCAUGUUAAAUAUGAAUGGAGAAUUGAGAAGCCAGCAAAGGAGAGGCAUCUUCUCAGUUUCUCUUUCAUUGUCAGAUUUUGCUACUAAAUUAAUCUUAUAUUGAGAGAAGCCAUUUUUUGCUAGCUCUGAAAAGUGCUAUAAGUGGAUACUAAUUUGUAUUUUUGUACAUGCAGAAAUUAAAUCUUAUAAUUAAAAACACUUAAAAGAGAAACUUAAUCCCUGCCCUAAUUUUUCUGUCAGAGUAAGCUGUCUGCUGUGAAACUGCUAUAGUCCUCUGACAUAAAAAUGGCCCUAUUGAACCGACACAUCCAUAUUUUUAAAUAUAUAUAAUAACUGAAAAAAAUCUAAAGGAAACAGUUCACCAUAUCCUGCUUUGUAAUCUCCUUUGGUUUCAGCUGAGUUUGUACUGAGUCCUACAUAAACCUCGCUGAAAUUAUUGGAGGCUGCACCCUUUUAAAGGUACAUUGUCAACCUCUUGCAGAUUCCACUUGGCAUCUUGUCCGUCUGUUUUUUAGCAGACCCAUUUUUGUAAAGCUAUCAUGACAACAUGAAAGGACAAUCUAAUUCUCUUCCUAGAUAUCUUUGGUCAGUACGUAAGAAAAUAAUUAUGUGGGAGAGGUCUUUGUUUUAUUAACAUCUUUUCUCUUUUGUGAAAGCCCCAGAGCUGACCCGUUUUAAUGCAUUUCUGCAUAUUAUUGAAACUAGUAGUUUAUGACUUGUCAGCAUUCCCAGCUUCUGGCUCCACAAAUGGAAUUAGGAAUUCUUCUAAUUCAUAAGGGAGCAUCACAUUACCCACACACUGCAUGGAUGAAGGCAGCAGCUCCUGCUGGUUGCAUAUACCUAGAAAGAAGUACCAACUUUCCUUUCACAAAUGGGAGCCAUAACAGUUCUAACUUGAAUGUGCUGUUGGCCACAGCUGCUUAUGCCUGACAAAUGACUGGUAGAUUAUUUCCCCCAUAGAUGGUAAUUGGUAUGAUUCCUUACAGCACUCAGCUAUUGUAAUUUGGUACCUCUUUACGCUGGUCCUUGACACUUGAGAUGUACAUUUUUAGGAUCCUUUAUUGUAACUUGUUUUAAUUGGGUUUUCAUGUUGCAUUUAAAAUUGUUGUGAGCUACCCUGGGACGUUAGAAUGAAGUGUGGGCAAUAAAUCAAUGAAUAAUGAUAAUAAGCAUAAGCAAAAACCUAUAAAAUCAGUUGAAACUUUGAAGACAGACUGGUUUCUAAGUUGUGCUGACAACAUAGACUUCUCAUAUUGUGUUCUAAAAUGAAAUAGACAUUACAGUUGCCGCAGCAUACACUUUUAAGUGCGGAUGUAACAAACACGUGCACAAGUUUUUUAAGAUAUGCGUACAGUGCCUGUACAUAUUUGCUGUGGGAAAUACUGAUGCCCCCCCCCAAAUUAUAAUAUUUGGAGCUGCCCGUAGCUGAAUCUUUAGCGUGGAGUCCUGGAGCAGAGUCUAGUUUUACAGGGCAGGACAGGACAGGAAAAGGGAAGGCAGAAGGAAUGAUAAAAAAGCUUUUUCAUUGUAGCUGAGACUUCUUGCAAAUCUCUUGUGUGUGGUCUGAUUCUAUUAUUUUUCUUAUUUCUAGGUUGUACAGGAGCCUUGUUCAGAAUGCACUUGGGCUUGAGAGGUUUGGUUGGCGGGAGCCUUUUUGGGACGUUGUUGGGGUAGGUUGCUCAUAGAUGUACAGUACAUGUACACACAGAUGCACUAGGAACCAGAAUUGCUUCCUUUUGUUGGGUGUGAUAGUCUGCAGGUGUCAUUACAAGGCAGUUUUUGAAUCUUGACAGGAUUUCCUGCAAACUUCCUUUUAGCCUUAGACCUCGUCUGUUUUCUCUCUUACUGCAGAAGGUGGCUAUUUUUCUUCCAAUUUCCCACUUAGUUUUUCUGCAUUCUUCUUAAACAGAAAUUGAUUUUUAUUUGCCUGUCUACUAAUGUUUAAAUGGGCAGAGGUGCUGAUUUUAAAAAAAACACCACACAAAUUUAUUGAUUGCUGUGGUGGGUCAAUUGUUAAUUUGGAGGAUCCAUUUUCCUUUUGUUCUCAGUCAGCUUUUUCAGCCCAUCAUUUCUUUUCAUUUCUUUUCUCCUUGGAGGUGGGUGGGAGUAAAUGUUUAGUAGACAUAGGGUCAACAUUUAGGGAAUCAGUUUAAUGGAGAAGACUGUGAAAGACCCACACAGAAUUAUGUUUUCUAAUUAUAAGAACAAAACAAUAACAGUUAAGAAUGAUGGAUUCCCUUUCCAGAUUUGGGACACUUUUCUUCACCUCUACUACAUCAAUAGUUUUGAUGUGUGUUGCAUGCUGGGUAUGGGCAGUAAUGUUUAAUUUAAAAAAGACUAAAGGAAGAUGGAAUGUUCUCUGUUUGUGGUUGACAGUAGAAUUGAGCUCCUAUUUUGCAACUGCUUUAAAAAAAGGCUUCAAUCAAUCUUUAUUGUGGUCAAAGACCAGACAGCAGAAUUCACAACAGCCACAUAUACUAUAGCUUUAAAAAAGAAAAUGGAUGAAUAGGAGAAGGCACAGAUGCAACUACUGGCAGAGUGACUGGUCCCCCAUUGUUUAUAAGUAAUAAAGUUCUCCAUAUAGCUAAAUGUACUUCCUGUGUACUUGCAGUGUACCUGCUGGAGCAUUACUGAUGUCAAUGCAAAAAUUUGCUGGCGAAUCCUUGAUCGAGAGAAGAAAACGAGAGCAAUGGGAGCUGUAUGAACAGAAGCUGGCAGAAUGGUAAGGAACCAGUGCUGUUCGGUUUUAAUUAUUAACUCUGCUACUGAGCCAGGGUGGAUCUGCUCUUCAUCUAGGACUGCUACACAAUGAUUUUAGCCAUCUUCCACUAGUGAUGUGAUAUGAUGCUCUUAACACUGACCAUCAGUCAUCUUUUGCUCGUUUUGAAUUUUCAACUUUUGCAUUUUCUGGAGCUUUUGCUGAUAUGGAAUUGGUAGUUCCAUAAAAAUCCACAUACUGUUGUUGUAAUGGGCCCGUGGCUUGAUUUUAGCAUUAUUUGUAGAAUCCUCUUAAAAUCUAUGGCAAUUGACAAAUGGCACACUAGCAACCAUGGCAUUUUCUGGGUAUCUUGUGAUUUCAAGGGUGGGCUAUAGCCAUUUUUCUAGCCACCCAGUCCUAUUUCCUAAAGUGGCUAACAAUAUAGGUAAUUUUAAACAAUGAAGGAGCAUAGGAGUACUGUAUUUCUUCCAGAUGUUUUGGACUACAACACCCAUCAGCCUGAGGUAGCAUUGCCUAAUGGUCAGGGAUGAUGGGAGCAAUAAUCCAGCAAUAUCUGGAGUGCCCUAGAUUGGAGCAGACUGUUCUAGCACCAAGUUAAUAAUGUUUUAUGGAGCAUUCUAAUUUUUAAAAAAGCUUAAUUCACUCCCACUUGGUUGUAGUAUUUCAUGUAGUAUUUCCCAGGCCCUUCCUUACAUAGUUUCUGUAUUAGUUUUCUCCCCUCUUACACUGGUUUUAAAGUUAUAACCUCCUGAAUAAAAAUACACGAGGGGAAGAACAUUUUACAAUUAUGAACAGCCUUCUAGAGCUGUUUCCAGAUGAAAAUUUUAUCCUAUAGUUUUAAUAUAUUUCCCAUAUAUUCAGUGUCCAGUUUGUUCAUUCACUUUUCUGUGUGAACUGAUCAGUUUGUCCUAUGCUAACUGCAGGCAUGUGGGCGAUGGCAGAUACAGUGUAGGUGAAAAAGCCCUUUACAGCACGUCAUUGAGCCCUAUUGAAAGUGUUUCCAGGAUAUAUGAAGGGGAGAGAGGAUUGUCUAUAAGCAAAAAAUAGUUGUCAUGUGGAGGAUUGUGUGAAGGAAUAGUUUCUGUUUGAAACAAUUCGUUGUAGACAGUUAAUGAUUUGUCAGUGGUAAAUGGAUUGACUUCAGCCUACAAUGUUUGUUUGUUUUUAAAAAUACAUUUUUAUUAAAGGUUUCUUAGUGUACAAAACCACGUGCGUUAUCUCUUUUUUCAAGUUGUGUUUUCUACAAUUUGGUUUCAUUUGUUGUGAGACAUUAGUGUUACAUACAAUGUUAGGUUAGGAAGAAAAGAGGGGAAAUGGUGAGUGUGGUGGGGUGAUUACGUUUCUAUUCUUCUACUUAGUGUAUGUGUGGGGUUUUGGGUCAGCGUCACUUGUCUGGGUUCUCUUACUAUUCGCUCGUUGCGUUUCCUUGGUGGGGAGAGAAGUUGGGGUUGGCCUAGAGUGUGGUUGGUUGUCUUUGGGUGGCUGUAGUGAGAUGUGUGUGUGUGUGUGUGUGUGUGUGUGUGUGUGUGUGUAUUUGUGAAUCAGGUUAGCCAGAUUGAUUCGUAUGCUGUUGGUGGAUUCUUGUCAUUGUCUUGUUGGGCUGUGUAUGUGAUAAAGGGGAGCCAUACUGGGGUGAAGGCAUCUUCUUCCAUUUGUCCCUUUUCAGUUUCAGUUUAUUGGUUAGUUUUUCUAAUAAGUUUCAGCCUCCAAUGUUAAUGGUGAUAUAAGCAUAUGAGGUGCAGUUUUGUUUUCCUCUCAGAAGUACAACCAUGUUCUUUUUUCUUUUUCUUUUUAGGAGGACCAGGCUCAGCAUCACUGAAAACAUCUCAAAGGAAAUGGAUGAUGUACUUCAGGAAGGAGCUUCUCCCAGAUCAUGAGUGAAAACAAAUGUUCUUAGUAUUGCACACUGGAACUCUUAACAAGUGGUGUUAAAAGUUUUUCUUGUGGCCUGUUGCUCAGUACACAAUGGACUCUCUUGAAGAGCUCCUAGGUAAACCAGGAACAUGGAAAGUUCAGCUUCAGGUGAUGACUAGCUACCUCUUUAGUUGGGAGAGGAAUAAGCUUGAAUUACUUCUCUGGAUAGAGAAAGUACAAAAUUCACUUUUUGGGGAUAUGCUCUAAGGGAUAACAUGGGUGUAUUCCGAAGGUUUCCAGGGUAAGUUGAUGGGUUGAACGGUGGAGUAAAUCUAAAACAAUAAAGAAAAAUAAUAAUUAU
Podarcis lilfordi (Lilford's wall lizard) is the source of this 8863-nucleotide messenger RNA. The record is from the annotation of a GenBank genome assembly. Lineage: Eukaryota; Metazoa; Chordata; Lepidosauria; Squamata; Lacertidae.